Molecule: messenger RNA, 390 nt
Organism: Lathyrus oleraceus (garden pea)
Lineage: Eukaryota; Viridiplantae; Streptophyta; Magnoliopsida; Fabales; Fabaceae
Exons: 1
Coding region: 1-390 (129 amino acids)
Source: RefSeq, a predicted model, not a curated record
AUGGGGGGUGAACGGGUUGUUACCGAAAAACCAACUCCAGAAGGAGGAAUACACGAAGUUAAUGGCAUAGACCGCGUCAAUGCUAAACUGGAACCCCUGGGCACACUAAUGCUGAUUGUCAUAACACCAGCAGCUACCAUAGCUGUAGUAACACCAAACUGUGAAUUGUGUGGAACCCAUGGGCACAAUAAUAUUGAUUGUAAGUUAUUUCCUGGUAUUCCUAGCGACCAAGUAAAUUACACUCAAGGAAACCCAUAUUCCAACACUUAUAAUCUUGGCUGGAGAAAUCAUUCGAACUUUUCUUAUAAAAACAACAAUGCUUGGUUUCCUCCAAACCCAACACUUUCUAUUCCACCUGGUUAUCAGAAAGGAGCCCUUGUUGCUCCAUAA